This is a messenger RNA of Tuber melanosporum (Perigord truffle), 1973 nucleotides long. RefSeq lists its product as uncharacterized. Gene Ontology annotation, biological process: nicotinic acid riboside biosynthetic process; inosine salvage; nucleotide metabolic process. Bases 440 to 1714 code for a protein of 424 amino acids. Lineage: Eukaryota; Fungi; Ascomycota; Pezizomycetes; Pezizales; Tuberaceae. The record is from RefSeq and is a predicted model, not a curated record. The transcript is spliced from 7 exons. Gene Ontology annotation, molecular function: magnesium ion binding.
CAGAGCAGAAUGACUAGUCUACAUCAUACUAUUCUCACAGUGUUGUCUACAAUCGUCACCUGGGAACUAUACGACUCCCUGUACUAGUACAUACAUGAAUCACGCCCCGCUGAUUCUGCGUCUGCCUCACUGCUCAACACAGGAGGAGAAACCUACAUAACCACGCCCAUUUAUAUUCACUGGUAUUUCUGCCGCUCUGACCUCUUACCCCCCCCCCUGUUGCACGACUUGUGCUUAUCCACUACCGGUACUUAUCGUCUCGGGGGCCGGUACGGUGCGCUAUCGGUGGCGGCCAACAACUCAUCACUUCGUUGGGGUGGUCUUGGGUUUUCCCCAUUUUCCCCUUGAGAUACCAUCCGUGUCUGAAUUCCGGCAGCUUCAAGCUCAUUAACUCUAACAUAGCUAGCCGGAUAGCACAAACCACCCUUCCUCAACAGCGAUGACCACUAGAUAUCGUGUGGAAUAUGCUCUUAAGGCUCAUCGCCGUGAUGCCCUCAUCGAAUUUAUUAAAGGCCUAUUGGCAGUGCCCUUUGUUCUGCACUCCCAGCCCACUACCGUAGCCGGAGAUGCUUCAUUCCGGGUCAUGGCAGUCGAAGCUGGCCGUCGCUACCGUGAAAUCAUGAAAGAUGUUGAGGAGCUUAUUAAUGACCAUAUUACCUAUCAAAGAGCUGGUACCCCCGAGCGAUCGAAACUUCGGUUUCUUGUGCCUUCUGUGGGAACUUUCUUCACACCUCUGCUUCUCGAAAAGGCCUUUGUAGCACAAGAUGCUCGCAGAUCUAUAUCAAAUCGCCGCUUCGUUGCCCCUUCAUUCAAUGAUAUACGGUUGAUUCUUAAUACCGCUCAAAUCAUGUCUUUGACAACCUUGGAUGGGCCUUUGAAGCUUGUUACUUUUGAUGGUGAUGUUACUCUCUAUGAUGACGGUCAAUGCCUCGUUCCUACGAACCCAGUCAUACCACGGAUACUUCAGUUGAUGCAGAGGGGACUCUACAUCGGCAUUGUGACGGCAGCUGGAUAUACCGAUAGUGUGAAGUAUAUGGAACGUCUCCACGGCCUUCUAGAUGCCAUCAAGUUUUCGAAAGAUUUGACAGAAGGUCAAAAGAGCAACCUCAUUAUUCUUGGUGGGGAGAGCUCCUACUUGUAUAAAUCUUGUCCCACGUCCCCAACACUCCUUGUUGCCGAGCCACGGGAGAAUUGGGAGCUGGACGAGAUGCGCACUUGGUCAGAAACAGAUAUUCAACGCCUCCUUGAUAUUGCAGAGACCGCCCUCAGGGAAUCCAUAUCUACUAUGAAGCUGGAGGCUAUCGUCCUCCGAAAGGAGAGAGCUGUCGGGAUUAUACCUGCUAUUCCGGACGUUAAGUUUGAGCGAGAGCAACUGGAAGAAGCGGUGCUUGCUGCGCAAAAGACCUUGGAGCUCAGUGAUAUCGGACGCAGGCUUCCGUUUUGCGCAUUCAAUGGUGGGAACGAUGUAUUUGUUGAUAUUGGGGACAAAAGACUUGGUGUUCGGUGCUGUCAGAGAUUUUUUGGGAAUAUUAGUGGCAGUCAAACUUUGCACAUUGGCGACCAGUUCUUAUCGGCCGGACACAAUGACUUUAAGGCACGCAUGGCCGGAACGACUGUAUGGGUUGCGAGUCCAGCAGAGACAGUCAGUAGUCUCGACGAGCUAUGGGACCUCCUCGAGCACGGUAUGCCUAAAGGAUACGACCACGACGAGUGAUAAAUUCGUGUCGUACCUUUGCAUUUUAUGGCGAAGGUUAUUUUUUUAUGCUGCAUGUUGGAAAAUAGGAUAUCCGGCGUUUUAUUUGUCUGGUUUCUGCUUUUGUUUUCCGCAGCCUAUGUGGGUGCAUUCUGGGAGCGAGGGAUGGGCGAAUACCGACUGGGAUUGGUUUAGUUUAGGGUAAUCAGCUGUAUGCCAUACAGCCAGGCACCAUCGCAAUCCAGACGAGUUUUGAGGCUUCAGGCCACCCCCUCUGUAA